GAUUAGCUCAGAACGCAGGAAAGAGAAGUCAAGAGAUGCCGCCCGGUGCCGGAGGAGCAAGGAAUCGGAAGUAUUCUAUGAGCUUGCUCAUCAGCUGCCCCUGCCCCACACUGUGAGCGCACACCUGGACAAGGCAUCCAUUAUGAGACUGACCAUCAGCUACUUGCGCAUGAGAAAGCUGCUAGAUGCUGGUGAGCUGGAGACAGAAGCCAAAAUGGAGAAGGAACUGAACUGUUUCUACUUGAAAGCUCUUGAUGGAUUUGUCAUGGUUCUGUCUGAAGAUGGGGACAUGAUUUAUAUGUCUGAAAACGUGAACAAGUGUAUGGGACUCACUCAGUUUGAGUUGACGGGGCACAGUGUAUUUGAUUUCACUCAUCCAUGUGACCAUGAAGAGCUGAGAGAAAUGCUCACACACAGAAAUGGUCCUGUGAAAAAGGGUAAAGAGCAAAACACGGAGCGCAGCUUUUUUCUCAGAAUGAAGUGUACACUGACUAGCAGGGGAAGAACAGUGAAUAUAAAGUCUGCUACGUGGAAG
Messenger RNA from Phaethon lepturus (White-tailed tropicbird), 535 nucleotides. Its product is annotated as hypoxia-inducible factor 1-alpha-like. Gene Ontology annotation, biological process: cellular response to hypoxia; regulation of transcription by RNA polymerase II. The transcript is spliced from 4 exons. Lineage: Eukaryota; Metazoa; Chordata; Aves; Phaethontiformes; Phaethontidae. The annotation marks the transcript as partial. Gene Ontology annotation, molecular function: DNA-binding transcription factor activity, RNA polymerase II-specific; RNA polymerase II transcription regulatory region sequence-specific DNA binding; protein dimerization activity. The record is from RefSeq and is a predicted model, not a curated record.